GUGAGGGAAAAGGUAUAUUUUCUUCCUGGAAAAGUUGUAUGUUCUAACUUUAGAUUUACUUUAAAGAACCUUCAAAUGUGUUGUACAAGAUGAAAGUGAAAUGUUGUCAGAUAAAGUACCUUAAAUACUAAAUUUGACCCUCAUUAGAUUCAAGUUUUGCUGUAAAUGUUGCGUGUCCGUGUCGGUUUGUCCUCAAAUGUUUGAGUAAGGAGAUUAAGACUUGGCCUCGGUGAAAUCUGAGAUCUUUUAAAAGGACAUUUUGAGGCAUUCAUUCGAAUCUUCUUUGUGGUUUUAUGUGAUAUUUUUGGUCGUGUGCAUAUAUCAGGAUGAAAUGAAGACAUGGAAGUAUAUGAAGGAGGCGCCUGUCCCCAUUGAGCCGUUGCAUGCCUCUUGGCCAUUCCAAUUUUUCUUUACAGCACGAUGUGAUUAUUAUUUCAACAUCUCAUAUGGCUGCACCAUGCGUGCCGUCUGUUGCGCGUUUCCACGGAUCAAAUCGUUGUUGUUCACAAUCUGACGGAGACCACUGAAGGAAGAGUCAGAGUCACGAUGCCGCACGCAGCCCCCCGCCCUUAUAUUCCCUCUGAGCUUCUGAAUGUAUAAAUCGCGUCACGCUGCGCUCACAUUUGGGCUGUAGCCCGCAGAUAGAAAGAGAAAAAAAAAGAAGAAGAAGGAGAAAAAAAACCAUGACGUGAGUGGUUGACGACGCCAAAUGGCAACUGUUGAAACAGCCCCUACCUGCAGCCCGCUCGCUGGUGCCAUCACGACCCCGUCAGAGGCGUUUCAGCACCGCGACGCGCCGGACAGCUCCUCGACUGUCGCUCCAUCUGCACAGAGAGGAACAGAGAACACCUUCUUUUUCCUUUAAAAAUACUUUGUGUUUAAUUCACAGCACUUUGUUUCCCACCACACCCACACCCCCCCACCCCACCCCACCCCUUCGAACUUUUCAAAGAGAUGGAUACUGGUCGGCCAGCAAACGUCUCCUUUUUCGAUUUCGUCGGCGGAGUUCAACUCCUCCGCGGCGACGACACCAGGGCGGCCCUGCCGGUCGUGCUGAUCGGCAUCUGCGUGUCCGGGGCCGUGGGGAAUCUGCUGGUGCUGCUGAUUUUCAUCCGCGACUUCCGGGGCGCGCGGGGCUCCGAGGUGAAGGCGCUCCUCGCCUCCUUGGCCUCCGCGGACCUGGCCAUCCUGCUGCUGUGCGCGCCGGUGCGCGCCGUCACCUACUACGCGCGGACGUGGACGCUGGGCAGCUUCGCCUGCAGCACCGCCGACUGGUUCCAGCACUCGUGCGUGGUCGCCAGAACUCUGAUCCUCGCGGUCACCACCAGGGCCAAGCACACCGCGGGCCCCGGCUGCAGCGGCGCCGCCGCCGAGGGGCCCCUGUACAGCCCGACGUGGAUCCACGGAGCCCUGGCGUUCAUCUGGAUCGGUGCCAUGAUCUUCUCCAUUCCGCAGAUGCUCUUCGCCUCCGUGCAGACGCGCGGCCGCGACACCGUGUGCGUCUCCGAGGUGCCCGCGUGCGCGUCCGACUUCAUGGCGUUGUUCUACAAGGUCUACCCGGCGGCCGCCUUCGCGGCGCCGGUCGUCUUCACGCUCGCCUACUACACCAAGACGCUGCACGCGGCGGUGAACCGCGCGCCCAGCCCGCGGCACCAGAGCAAGGUGACCCUGGUGCUGCUGUGUCUGAGCGGCGAGCUGGGGCUCCUGCUGCUGCCCGAGUGGGGCACGUUCACCUGGAUCCGCCUCGGCUACGACAGGCCUCCCGUCGGCCUCGUCGUCUGCGCGCAAGUGCUGGUUUACGCGUGCAGCGCGCUCUCCCCGGUGAUCCUGAUGACCAUGUACGACGACGUGCGCCGGGGACUCGUCGCCAUGUGGCUCGUCGCCACCUGCAGGCGCUCGAGGAACGCGCCCGGCGUCCGGGCUCCGACGACGACGGAGGGCAACGGAGCGGAGGCGGGCGCCGACGCCGCCGGGGAGAAGGACAAGGUCUUCCCGCCGGACGUGGAGCACUUUUGGACGGGGCGCAGGAACACGCGCGUCGAGGAGGAGCAGGACCCGGUUCCCUGGGAGAGAGAGGAGAAGAUGUUGUAGAGGGACUCGGACGAGUGACACCAAGAAUUCAACUCCCCCGCGGGCUUCUAUAGUUGUGUUGACCCCCAGAGUCAGACCCUCGUUGAAAGGCUGUAGUGGCCUGUUUGCUGUCGUGAGAUUGACCAUAGGUGUAAAAAAAAAAAAAAAAAAAAAGGAAAAGGAAAAGAAGAAAGAACUUGUUUUGGUGUUUCAACAUGUUUCUACUUUAUGAAUAUUUCUUCUCGCCUGCAGUAGAGCACCUUUUAUUAUAGAGGAGGUUUGUACACGAGAUGAAUCAGAUGUAAAUAUCCAGGACACUCGAGCAUCAAAGGGGCUUGUGGUGAUUGUGUACAUGUGAUGAUGCCUAACAUGGAUAUUAAAACAUUCUCAAAUGA
Molecule: messenger RNA, 2465 nt
Organism: Scophthalmus maximus (turbot)
Lineage: Eukaryota; Metazoa; Chordata; Actinopteri; Pleuronectiformes; Scophthalmidae
Product: G-protein coupled receptor 151
Exons: 1
Coding region: 955-2091 (378 amino acids)
Biological process (GO): G protein-coupled receptor signaling pathway
Cellular component (GO): membrane
Molecular function (GO): G protein-coupled receptor activity
Source: RefSeq, a predicted model, not a curated record